Molecule: messenger RNA, 963 nt
Organism: Hyla sarda
Lineage: Eukaryota; Metazoa; Chordata; Amphibia; Anura; Hylidae
Product: olfactory receptor 1019-like
Exons: 1
Coding region: 1-963 (320 amino acids)
Biological process (GO): sensory perception of smell; G protein-coupled receptor signaling pathway
Cellular component (GO): membrane
Molecular function (GO): odorant binding; olfactory receptor activity; G protein-coupled receptor activity
Source: RefSeq, a predicted model, not a curated record
AUGGACGACAUGAACAAGACUCAGGCCACAAUGUUUGUGUUUUCUGGACUGACCGAUGAUGCCAAACUUGCCCUUUUCCUCUUUGCUUUCUUUCUGCAGGUCUACAUCAUAACUGUAGUGGGUAACGUUGGUAUAAUAGUCAUUGUCCAGAAGACUUCCACCCUCCACACCCCCAUGUAUUACUUCCUCCGGUACCUCUCCCUUGUGGACCUCUUCUACUCCUCGGUUGUGUCUCCUAAGAUGAUCUAUGACCUGGUCUCGGUGAAGAAGGUCAUCACAUUUCACGCUUGUGCCCUCCAGUUCUUCGUCUUUGCCACUCUGGCAGGUACAGAAGUUAUUCUCCUGUCAAAUAUGUCCUAUGACCGUUAUGCUGCCAUUUGCCACCCUCUACAUUAUGUGUCCAUCAUGACCAAGAAGAAAUGCUUCCAUUUGGUUGUCCUAGCGUUUUGUCUUGGUAUCUUGCAGUCAACCGCACAGACCAGUUGUGUAUUCAGCCUCCAUUAUUGUGCCUCAAACCUCAUUGACCACUUCUACUGUGACAUCCCCCCACUGCUCCGACUGUCCUGCUCCGACACCUUCUCCUGUGACAUGGUCACAGUGUUCCUCAUCGGAUCUUAUAGUGUGGGUUCAUUGACCACCAUCUUGGUCUCCUACAUCUUCAUCCUUUCCUCUAUUUUACAGAUCAGGUCAGCUAAGGGCAGACAGAAGGCGUUUAGUACCUGCUCCUCACAUCUUAUUUGUUCCUCCAUUUUCUAUAUAUCUGUGUUCCUUACCUAUGUCCGUCCCCCGUCAGAUGCCUUCAAGAAACAAGACAAGGUGGUUUCCAUUUUUUAUUCAGUGAUGACCCCAAUGCUUAAUCCUCUUAUAUACAGCCUGAGGAACCAAGAGGUGAAGAAAGCCAUUGUGAGGGCCAUAUACAGCUUCAGCCAUGACAGAAGAAGACUGCUGGCUCUAAAGAACUGA